Fragaria vesca subsp. vesca is the source of this 2315-nucleotide messenger RNA. RefSeq names its product uridine-cytidine kinase C-like. The transcript is spliced from 12 exons. Gene Ontology annotation, molecular function: kinase activity; ATP binding. Gene Ontology annotation, cellular component: cytoplasm. Lineage: Eukaryota; Viridiplantae; Streptophyta; Magnoliopsida; Rosales; Rosaceae. The record is from RefSeq and is a predicted model, not a curated record. The coding region runs from base 120 to 2090 and encodes 656 amino acids.
AGUGUUGUAUUGGGAAAACCAAAACCUUAAUAUGAUGCCAAGUUUGUGAGUCAUCAUUGUGUUUGCUCAACUCUCACUUCGACUCGUUGCCGCAUAAACUGAGGGAGUCAGUAAUAUUAAUGGCUCAAGAUAUGUCUGGUGCUGAUUCACAUCAAAAACGGUCAGGCCUUUUAAAAGAUCAAGUCCGUUUGGUUAAGAGGAAGGAUUCCAAUCAUUAUGAGAUUGCACCAAUCCAAAAUCCUUUGUCAUUUGAGAAGGGUUUCUUUAUUGUAAUCCGUGCAUGUCAGUUACUAGCCCAAAAAAAUGAUGGAAUAAUAUUGGUAGGAGUGGCGGGUCCUUCUGGGGCUGGAAAAUCUGUGUUUACUGAAAAGAUACUCAACUUCAUGCCGAGUGUUGCGGUCAUAUCCAUGGACAACUACAAUGACGCUAGUCGAAUUGUUGAUGGAAACUUUGAUGAUCCACGUUUGACAGACUACGACACAUUGCUCCAGAAUGUCAGUGACUUGAGAGCAGGGAAAGCGGUUGAGGUGCCAGUUUAUGACUUCAAGUCCAGUUCCCGCACAGGUUACAGGACAGUUGAAGUUCCAAGUUCCCGUAUCGUGAUCAUUGAGGGCAUCUAUGCUUUGAGUGAAAAGUUGCGACCUUUACUGGAUCUACGAGUAUCUGUCACAGGAGGCGUUCACUUUGACCUUGUUAAAAGGGUUUUACGGGACAUACAGCGAGCUGGCCAACAACCAGAAGAAAUAAUUCAUCAAAUAUCUGAAACAGUAUACCCAAUGUACAAGGCCUUUAUCGAGCCAGAUCUUGAAACUGCUCAUAUAAAAAUUAUCAACAAGUUCAAUCCAUUUACUGGAUUUCAAAGUCCCACAUACAUUUUAAAGUCAGCAAAGCCCUUGUCGGUGGAUCAAAUAAAGGCAGUCUUUACUGAAGAGCAUACAGAAGCCAAGGAAGAGACCUAUGAUAUAUACCUUCUACCACCUGGUGAAGAUCCAGAAUCUUGCCAAUCAUAUUUGAGGAUGCGGGAUAAAGAUGGGAAAUAUAGUCUCAUGUUUGAGGAGUGGGUGACGGAUAAUCCAUUUGUUAUAUCACCAAGAAUAACUUUUGAAGUCAGUGUGCGUCUUCUUGGUGGACUAAUGGCUCUGGGAUACACAAUUGCAACUAUUCUUAAGAGAAGCAGUCAUGUAUUCUCCAAUGAUGGUGUCUGCGUAAAAAUUGAUUGGCUAGAGCAACUAAAUCGUCGAUAUAUUCAGGUGCAAGGAAAGGAUCGAGUAGUUGUAAGAUGUGUUGCAGAGCAGCUUGGCUUGGAAGGUUCAUACAUCCCUCGUACCUACAUUGAACAAAUUCAACUGGAAAAGCUCGUGAAUGAGGUCAUGGCCUUGCCAGAUGAUUUGAAAACAAAGCUUAGCCUAGAUGAAGAUCUUGUUUUGAGCCCCAGAGACGCACUUUCUAGAGUAUCUGCAGCUGUCAUGAGAAAUAGGCAUCUCAAGAGUGGAAUGUCACAGUCAUAUACAAACCAAAGAGACAAAAGUACAACCCGGCUCACUGGAUAUUCUAAUGGUCAAAGGUUUGAUGACAGAAAUUCAGAAUCAGAAGCAACACUAGCAAGCCAGGGAGUCAUUACUCAGCUAUCAGAACAUAUUUCCUCGCUCAAUGAUAGAAUGGAUGAGUUUACGAACCGAAUUGAAGAGCUGAAUUCCAAGUUGACUGUGAAGAAAAGUUCUAGCCAACAAAACCUUGCUCUUCAAGCUGAAACCUGCAAUGGCUCCGCUCCCACUUCUUAUUUCAUCUCUGGCUUAGGCAAUGGAUCUAUAAUGCCUAAUUCCUCGUCUUCUGCCCAGCUGGCUAAGGAGUCUCCAGCACUGGAAGAGAUAUCAAACAUUACAAGGGGACAACGUCAAAUCAUGCAUCAGUUAGACAAUCUCAACAAUCUCCUCCGGGAAAGCAUGGGGGAGAGAAAUCGAGUGGCAAGAACAAACAGCAGUAAAGGCACAGAUGGUCGUUUUGAACCCUUGACAGUUCCUCUUGCAGUAACGCUUGCUGUUGGCAUUUUAGGAGUCAUCAUAUACAAGGGCGUCUCAAACCGAAGCUGAUUUGACUUGAAUACUUAACAGGCUGAUAGACUUCUCCCACCUGAGUUUUAAUGCAGUACUACCCUUACCCUUCUUGCCCGGGAAAACACAGUUAACAGAUAGAGAUAGCGGAAGCAAAUAUGAGCUAGAGAGCUUCUUUGAGAGUUUAUGAAAGAAGGGUGACGUAGCAUUUUUGAAAUUUUGUGGAAUACUUGCGUUAGUUCAUGGUUUUUCCAUUCAUUUGCU